Molecule: messenger RNA, 9110 nt
Organism: Alosa sapidissima (American shad)
Lineage: Eukaryota; Metazoa; Chordata; Actinopteri; Clupeiformes; Clupeidae
Gene: atp11b
Product: ATPase phospholipid transporting 11B (putative)
Exons: 30
Coding region: 327-3815 (1162 amino acids)
Biological process (GO): phospholipid translocation
Cellular component (GO): endoplasmic reticulum; trans-Golgi network; plasma membrane
Molecular function (GO): ATP hydrolysis activity; ATP binding; magnesium ion binding
Source: RefSeq, a predicted model, not a curated record
GGCAGUAGAUGAAGCCGCUCGGUAGACCAAAACCAACAGAGAAUGUUGACGGGGCCAGUGGCCGUGGAGCUACUGUUGGUUUAAUAAUUAAAACAUCAGGCAGAAUAUACACAAACUGAUGGGACAAUUGUUGUGUGAUGGAGAGAGAUUUCUGUUUGUAUGACGCAUACAUGCGAAACGGAUGCGUUGUGUAAUACAUCGAAAUAUUUGUCGAUGGGGAGGAAUAUUAAUGGUUCGAGAGAUUUUGUCGGAGAAGCUAGCUAACUUUGCUAGCACGCUUAGCUAGCUAGCCGCUAGCUACCUGCGUUUGAGGAAAUUCUGCGAGGAUGCUACGUUGGAUACGGCAACAGCUGGGCUUUGACCCUCCCCAUCAGAGCGACACCAGGACGGUGUACAUCGCCAACUGCUUUCCCCAACAUGGCCAUUAUAUCCCUCAGCGCUUCGCUGACAACCGCAUCAUAUCCUCCAAGUACACCAUCUGGAACUUUGUGCCCAAGAACCUGUUUGAGCAGUUCAGAAGGAUAGCCAACUUUUACUUUCUCAUCAUCUUCCUCGUGCAGCUAAUGAUUGAUACACCCACUUCUCCAGUAACAAGUGGACUUCCUCUAUUCUUUGUCAUCACAGUAACAGCCAUCAAGCAGGGGUAUGAGGACUGGCUGCGGCAUAAAGCGGACAACGAGGUCAACGGGGCUCCGGUGUUUGUGGUCCGCAGCGGCAGCCUCGUGCAGACGCGCUCCAAAAACAUCCGAGUUGGGGACAUAGUGAGAGUAGCCAAAGAUGAGACGUUCCCGGCGGACCUGGUGUUGUUGUCGUCGGACCGAGCGGAGGGCACCUGCCACAUCACCACGGCCAGCUUGGAUGGGGAGACCAAUCUGAAGACCCACUUUGCGGUGCCAGAGACAGCCGUAUCCCAGUCGGUGUCCAGACUGGAGGCCCUGCAAGCGGUGGUGGAGUGCCAGCAGCCCGAGGCUGACCUGUACAGGUUUGUGGGCAGAAUAACGGUAACACAGCAAGGAGAGGAGAUUGUAAGACCAUUAGGACCAGAAAACUUACUGCUAAGAGGAGCUCGGCUGAAAAAUACCAAAGAAAUAUUUGGUGUUGCCGUGUACACGGGCAUGGAGUCCAAGAUGGCGCUUAAUUACAAGUGCAAAUCACAGAAGCGGUCAGCAGUGGAAAAAUCCAUGAACACAUUUCUCAUCAUCUAUUUGGGAAUCCUACUGUUCGAGGCCAUCCUCAGCACCAUCCUCAAGUAUGCCUGGCAAGCUGAAGACAAGUGGAACGAGCCCUUCUACAACCAGAAGACUGACCUGGAGAGAAACAGCAGCCAGAUUCUGAAGUUCAUUUCGGAUUUCCUGGCGUUCCUUGUGUUGUACAAUUUCAUCAUCCCAAUAUCACUGUAUGUCACUGUGGAGAUGCAGAAGUUCCUGGGCUCAUUUUUCAUUGGCUGGGAUUUGGAUUUGUACCAUGAGGAGAGUGACGAGAAGGCGCAAGUCAAUACCUCAGAUCUCAACGAGGAGCUUGGACAGGUGGAAUACGUGUUCACGGACAAAACUGGAACGCUUACUGAAAACGAGAUGCAGUUCCGAGAAUGCUCCAUUAAUGGGAUCAAAUACCAGGAGAUCAACGGCAAGCUCAUCCCAGAGGGAGUGACUGACGACUCACCAGACGGCUCCAUCCCUCAUCUGAUCCGUGAGGAGGAGCUGUUCCUGAAAGCAGUCUCGCUGUGCCACACGGUGCAGAUCAGCUAUGACCAGGCGGAUGGUUUUGGCGAGCCGUUCUCCCACACUAACGGCUUCUCCCAGAUGGAGUACUACGCCUCCUCACCUGAUGAGAAGGCGCUGGUGGAGGCCACCAAAAGGAUGGGGGUGACAUUUAUAGGGAGCAAUGGAGAAUACAUGGAGAUUAAGACAUUUGGAAAAGCUGAACGAUAUAAACUGCUCCAUGUUUUAGAGUUUGACGCAAACAGAAGAAGAAUGAGUGUGAUAUUGCAGACACCCUCAGGGGAGAAAGUGCUGUUUACCAAAGGAGCGGAGUCGGCCAUUCUUCCCUACAUCAAGAGUGGGGAGCUGGAGAAGACCCGAGUCCACGUGGAUGAGUUUGCGUUGAAGGGUCUGCGGACGCUGGUGGUGGCGUGCCGGCACUUCAGUGCAGAGGAGUACAAGGAUGUGGACCGGCGUCUGCACGAGGCGCGCACGGCCCUGCAGCAGCGCGAGGAGCGCCUAGCCGACGUCUUCAGCUUCAUCGAGCAGGACCUGGAGCUGCUGGGAGCCACUGGCGUCGAGGACAAGCUGCAGGAGAAGGUGCAGGAGACCAUCGAGGCGCUGCGUCUGGCUGGCAUCAAGGUGUGGGUGCUGACCGGCGACAAGCACGAGACAGCAGUCAGCGUCAGCCUGUCCUGCGGUCACUUCCACCGCACCAUGAACAUCCUGGAGCUCGUCCAGCAGAAGUCCGACAAUGAGUGUGCCGAGCAACUCCGCAGACUAGCCCGCAGGAUCAAAGAGGACCAUGUGAUCCAGCACGGGCUGGUGGUGGACGGGGCGAGUCUGUCUCUGGCUCUGCGGGGGCACGAGAAACUCUUCAUGGAGGUGUGUAAAAACUGCUCCGCUGUGCUCUGCUGCAGGAUGGCCCCCCUCCAGAAAGCCAAGGUGGUGCGUCUGCUGAAGACUUCGCCGGAGAAGCCCAUCACUCUGGCCAUCGGCGACGGGGCCAAUGACGUCAGCAUGAUUCAGGAGGCCCAUGUUGGCAUAGGUAUCAUGGGGAAGGAAGGCAGGCAGGCGGUCAGAAACAGUGACUAUGCAAUCGCAAGAUUCAAGUUCCUUUCCAAAUUGCUGCUUGUGCACGGACACUUCUAUUACAUAAGAAUAGCUACCCUGGUGCAGUAUUUUUUCUAUAAGAAUGUGUGUUUUAUCACGCCCCAGUUUUUAUACCAGUUCUUCUGUCUGUUUUCACAACAAACUCUUUAUGACAGUGUCUAUCUGACACUCUACAACAUCUGCUUCACCUCGUUGCCCAUCCUGGUCUACAGUCUGUUUGAGCAGCUGGUGCAUCCGCACGUGCUGCAGAGCAAACCGGCAUUGUACAGGGACAUCAGCAAGAACUCCAUGCUCUCCUUCAAGACGUUCCUGUACUGGACGCUGCUAGGCUUCUGCCACGCCUUCGUCUUCUUCUUCGGCUCCUACAUCCUGAUGGGCGAGGACACCACGCUCCUGGGCAACGGCCAGAUUUUGAGAGCUAACAGACAACUGAUGUUUGGAAACUGGACGUUUGGAACAUUGGUGUUUACAGUCAUGGUCAUCACCGUCACACUGAAGCUGGCCCUAGAGACCCACUUCUGGACAUGGAUGAACCACUUUGUCACCUGGGGCUCCAUUGCGUUCUAUUUCAUCUUCUCCUUGUUUUAUGGGGGCAUCAUCUGGCCCUUCCUCCACACGCAGGACAUGUACUUUGUCUUUGUCCAGCUGCUGUCCAGUGGCUCCGCCUGGUUCGCCAUCAUCAUCAUCGUGACUGGUUGCUUGUUCCCUGACGUCGUCAAGAAGGUUCUCUAUCGGCACCUACAGCCCACCAGCACCCAGAAGUCUCAGCUUGUUGAGGCCCAGCAGGGCUCAGUCAGCUGCCUGGACUCCUUGUGCUGCAUCGGGUCGGAGGGGCAGGAGGGGCCGGGCAUCCGUGUCCGGCUGGGCAGGCUGGUGGAGCGGCUGAUGGGCCGCUGUGCGCCCCCCAGGGCCGGCAGGUGCGACCUCUCUCUCUCUAGCCUCUGCUGCAACCGCAUCGGCUACAAGCUGGAGCACGACGAGGCACCCACGCUCGGAGACUGAGCUCCCCUCCCAGUCCACACACACAUGCAGAUAUAUAGACAUGUAGUAUAAAGUAGAGGCUGUCUCAGAGCUACUUUUGUGCCAAUAUGCUCUACAAGCUCCUACCCCAACCCCCCCCCACACACACACACACACACACUUUCUGGUGAAAACUUGCUUGGUCAAGGACUUCUCAGCCCAACCUCAAAGAGCAGCACUCACACACAUUGGGUUUGUUGACUGGGUUCCCCCUCAGCACGCCUCCGCACGCCACACACACAUUCCUUAAGAGCGGGGACCCAGCCCCCCGUCAGCACCACGCGUACCCUGUAGCAGAAAGCGGGGCCCGUUUCGGAGCCCUUAUUUCACAGCCCUUAUUUUUUUUAUAAAAUUAACCUCUGAGGAGUUUGGCUAAAAAGCUGGAGAGCUGUGCUGAAUGGGGAUGCAGUGUGCUACUAACUUUACUAACUUGCCUUCUGAGUGGUGUCCCUUGUGUUGGUUUUGUAUGUCCUCAAUAGCUUUUAAAAUAUUGUCUGCUCGGCCACAUCCAUACAUAGGCUUAAGCUGGGGCCAUGCAUGCACCACUAGUAUCUUUUAAAAGUUUCUGUAAUCCUCUGUCUGUAGUCCUGCCAAAUGUGUCUUUGCCUGCCCUGCACCUUCUCGCGAAGCCUGAGGUCUUUUUUACUGCUGCCUUUCUUGUGUGCCUGGUGUAUUUCAGCCUGUUGAGUUUUAUCGUUAAUAGCCACUUUGUCCUGUGCUCAGAGUCCUGUUCUGCAGGUCUUGCGCCUUUGUUAGAUGCUAAAUGGGUCUCUGUGCCACAGAAUGUUAUGGUCCCACGUUGGUCAGACUGGCCACUAUGAAUGACCAGGCUUGUGUGUGGUCAGCCAUGCAAAUGUAAUUGUGGUGAAAUGCACAGCGCUCAGAUGAGAACCAUGACCCCCCCCACCACCCCACCCUGUCUGCCCAACCUUCCCAAGUGUGCCGCUUUGUGUGUUUGUUUUGUAUGUAUUUCUAUGUGUGUGUAUUUGUCGGGUAGGGAUGCAUUUCCCAGUCUUUUGCCAAAGUUCCAUAGUGUUGCGUCUCUGACGGCAUGCACAUUUGAUUUCCACAGUGUUGUGUCUCGAUGACAGCAUGCACAUUUGAUUUCCACAGUGUUGCGUCUCGAUGACGGCAUGCACAUUUGAUUUCCACCUUCGGUCUCUCUGGCUUCAAUGUUGCUUUUCUUACGAUUGCACUGUCCACUCUGCUGGAAUGCCAAUGGCCGCUGACGGUUUGCGCUCCUCUAGCUGUUACACGAGAUGAGACAAGGCCCUCACUGGAGCUUGCCACGACUCUCACUGAACAAAACCAUAACAACGCGGUUCCAGCCUUACUGCUAGAGCACUGCCACUGUACAGGCGAGGAAGCAUGUUGCCCGUAGCAACAGCAGCCAAGCAAAGACGCCUAAUCUGGAAGAUGAUGUUCUGUAGGGAUUCAUUUCCCUCAGCUCCCCAAAAUCCUAGUGUUCACCAGGGGAGCACAUUAUCAGAGAGCACCGGAGGAGGAGCUAUUUUUAGAGACAUGGGGAAACUGUAGAUUUCUUUUGAAAUGACCAUUAUAUACAUUUCGCUUGUUUAUUUUGUUUUUUACCCGCAACUUGAAGCCUUACCAAGAAGAUGAACAAAUAUGCCUGACCUUCUGCAUGAGAAAUGCCUUGGGCGUUUUUGUAUGCGGUUUAAUCAGUGUGUGUGUGUGUGUGUGUGUGUGUGUGUGUGUGUGUGUGUGUGUGUGUGUGUGUGUGUGUGUGUGUGUGUGAGUGUGAGAGAGAGAGAGAGAGAGAGACUGUGUGUGGGUGUUUUCCAUCAAAAUUCUCCUGGUCACUCUGGUCACUCUAACCCCCCCCCCCCCCCCCCCCCCUCGUAUGUCUUCCCUUUUCCUUUCCCUAUACUGGUAGAGGAGCCAGGAUCCAAUGUGUGAGUGGGCCACGACCGCUGACACCACACACACACACACACACACACGCACACACACACGCACUCUCACACACCACUGCACUUUGUGUCACCGGGCUCUAUGCUGGACAGAUGGGAUCAGUCUGCAUCUGUUGUUUGAAUCAAAUUUAUUGCACUGCUUGCGUUGUUUGCUCUUGCUUCUAUGUCCUGGCUGUUCGGGUGAUGUUCUAUUUGGUAAAAUCAUCAUUGCUGUUUCCUGGUACGAAAAAACACCUCAUACAAAGUUUGAUCUUUCUUUUCUUUUCCUGUCUUUUUCCCCUGGCUCUUUCUCUCUCUACACUGCAGUCUAGCCCUUUGCACCAAGCUCUUAAAACGGUUGUCUGUAGUGGCAAACAUGACAGAUGACAGAGUUGUUGCAUGCUGCUGUUGUUGAAUGGUCGUUAUUUUGCCCCGUCGCUGUGGCAGGCGGGUGCAUAUGGCCACGCACGAGGCAAAGCCCAAAGACGAGCAUCCUAAUCCCCACGUCCACUCCACAGUCUUUUCAUUGCCAGAGAAUGCAUGACAUCACUCUGCAGAGAAGCUCGAGCGAGUCUCACACUCACACACGCCCCCUGGAGGUCCAUGUAGUAAUGUACACUCUCAGUAGAGUAUGCGACAGGCUAUGUGCCUUCUACUUAUGUACAUCUUCCCAUGUACUCAAAGCCUGUCACAUAGGACGUAUAUUUGGAUGCAGAUUUUAUACUAUAAUACUACAGAUGUAUAUCCCCUUAUAUUUCAAAUGCAUUAGCUAUUUUUGUUAGUUAUUAGAUCUAAUCUAUGAGAAAAAGUUAAUAUACAGUAUAUCAGAUGUAUUCUAUUUCAUAUACUACUACUUGUAGAGAUACUAUAUCUGUAUUGUACUGAAGUGGUCUUCAGGAAUGUAGCAUAUAUGUUGUGACAAAGGAAGCUUUUGCUACUGUGUGUUCAGCUCACUCAUGUUGCCCAAUUCUGUACUAACAUCUUUCCUCAUGUUGCCCCAUUCUGUACCAACAUCUCUCCUCAUUCACCACCUGCUUUUGGUUUGUCUGGAGCGCUGCAUGCUUGUGGUCUCUCACAGGUCUAAUCGUUAGGGUCGAGAACCAGUCAGUGCUGCAAUGGCUUAUGGGUAGGGCAGCGAGGUAGAGAGAGACUAGGUCAGGCUACUGCUGCUAUCACUGUGGCUCAGGCUGCAGGCAGGUGCGAAACCCCAACCCCCUUACCAGACAUGCCAGCCAGUUAGCCUUGAUGCCACUCUGUCUGUCCAGGCCGGAUAGGAAAGUCAGUCAGUCAGCAAUGUCAGUAUUUGGUUCACACACACACACAACAGGGAUUGAGCAGCAGGUGCACUUUAGCACUUUAGCGUUUCCAGUGUUCUGUGCAAAGCUUUAGGUAAAACACACACACACACACACACACACACACACACACACACACACAGACCUAUCCCAACUGCCCCUGCCUGAGCCUCACCUGUCCUCACUUGUCCUUGAUGCUUCCAGAUCGUGGAACAACUCGGAUCCAUACUUCUCCAACGACAGGAGCAUCUUGACCCUCUCGCCCAUGGAGGCCAGUCAUUACUAGUGCCCCGGAGGGAGGCCUGUAAGCUUGCCCAUGCCAGCCUGCAGCGGGCGCUGUGCUGCGCUGCCCAGUGUGCCCGGACCAGGGCUGGCCCCUUCAGCUAUCUCACCAGCCUCACUCACACCUGAAGAAUGUGAGGCCCUCUGAGGCUACACCACUAGGGAAAAAAACAAACAAACAAAAAACUAUUAACACACCUCUCACUAACCGAUUUGUGUAAAUAAAGCAAGGGAAUCAUAAUGGCACAGAAGACCAAAGGAUUUUGUCUCAACUAGAGAAGAGAGAGUGUGUGUGUGAGGGAAAGAGUUACUGGAGAUUGUUUGUGUUGCUACUCUAGGUUACUGCUGCUUCCACAAAGUGACUGAUGGGCUGUAAUCUUUCCUGAGGAAAGUACUGUAGACAGCCUGUUCUUUUUUUAAAAAAGCCAUAUCUUCUGUGUUUUUGAAAUACCUGAUUUUUCAAGGUAUGAAAUGUGAGCGCAUUUAGCACUCUAGUUGGGCAGUUUCCUUGGAGUCAGCCCACGAGAAGCCCACCUGAAACUGUGCCCCAAAUAUGGCUUUGGUACGCCGAUGGAAGAAUGUCCCUCAUAGCUUCCUACGAUACUCUACAUAUCAAACCUGACUAUGGACCUAAAAUGAUGUGGCCUGCACAUUUAUGUUUAUGAUUUUUGUUUUCUUUGUUGUUUUGCAGUCUAUUGUGCAAUGCAUUUUCUUCUCAUCUAAUCAUCAUCUGUCAUCAUUCUAUUAACAUGCUGUUUCUGUGUGCUUCUGUUCUGGUGUUUCUCUUGGGUUACUAACCACGUGUUGACUGUGGCGUUUGUGUGUACUGUUAAUCCCAUUGCAAGAAGGCAGCAACUAGCUGAGCUCGAUUUUAACCUGCCUUCUCCCUCAUCAGCCGUGGAGGCCUUGAGGUCCAAUCACAUCCUUCAUCUUGGUGCACCAGGCGAUUAGUAGAUGGUCAUUGAGACAACCGUUUUAAACUUGCUAUCGUCACAGUAACGUCUCUUUUGAUAUCAGUAUGCAUGCGGAAAUACCCUUGAUGAGCCAAACUCGAGGUAUACGAGUACUGGCUGUUCUUAAGAGGGGGAAAAAAACCUCAUCCUCGGGUGGGUUUUGUGAACUCGAUCAUUAUGAUAUAGUCAGUCAUGACUGACACCUGGGAGCUGUACUGAAUCUCUCUUCAGAAGACACUUGAAUUUUGUGGCACCUUAACAGUACCUUGACGAUGUUCUAAGCAUGACCACGAGCCCUCAGAGAGGUAGCUGAAGUGCCACUGCUGAAGGACUUGCAUAUCUGAUAAAAGUAUUGUGCUAUAUACAGACAGCAUAAUUUUCUACUGAGGUACGCUUUUGUUGUUUUACAUUAAUUGGUACAUAAAAAAAUGUCUGCACAUGCAUUGCAGGUGUGAUGUCCAGGGCAUCAAAUCAUUUUCUCCAAUCACAGAUUGUCACUUUACAUAAACGUCAUCAGUUUGGUCACAUUGUCGGGCCAUGUGUGCUACAUGAUUAAUAUAUUUAUUGUACACCUGUUAUGUAGCAACAUAUCUGGUCUUGCCCUAAAUGACUCAUUAGCAAUAAAAAAUAAAAAAAAUCAUCUAUUGAUACAUGGGAAUACUUUGGGUCUAGCUGCAAUGUCAACUGGCCACUUUCCUUGUUUGUUUCAACCAUGUCGAGGAAAAAAGAUAUAAGAUCAGUUGCUGUUAUUGUACGCUCCUGGCAAUGAAAGUGAUGAAUUGCUGAUGUUUAUGAAAACAGUUCUAUUUACGGAAUAAAUAUGUCUUUUUUAAUAUA